CUGCAAAAAUCAGUCUUGUAAGAUGGCGACAGGAGUGAAGAGCUAAGUGUGCGAUGGCUCGUGUUCCUGGUGGCUUAAAUUCUUUUCGAGUGUUAUUAGCGUUUCAGUGAGAGAUUUUGGUCAGUAGUGUGCAGUUUUCAAUUUGUGUGAGGAAUCUCUGACCGUGAAAGAACCGAAAUGCGCGAGUUCAAAGUUGUCGUCCUCGGUUCGGGCGGGGUUGGCAAAAGUGCUCUCACCGUCCAGUUCGUGUCUGGUUGUUUCAUGGAAAAAUAUGAUCCUACGAUUGAAGAUUUCUACAGGAAGGAAAUAGAAGUCGACAAUUCGCCGUGUGUGCUGGAAAUUCUGGAUACAGCCGGUACAGAACAGUUCGCGAGUAUGCGCGACCUGUACAUCAAGAAUGGACAAGGGUUUGUUGUGGUGUAUAGCCUGACAAACCAUCAAACGUUCCAAGACAUCAAAACAAUGAAGGACUUGAUCACUCGCGUUAAAGGGACAGAAAAAGUACCUAUAUUACUGGUAGGAAAUAAGGUAGACCUCGAGCACCAGAGGGAGGUAGCGACGAGUGAAGGUAGUGGUUUAGCGCAGAUGUGGGGAUGCCCAUUUGUGGAAGCAAGUGCCAAAAACAGGACAAAUGUCAAUGAAAUGUUUGCCGAAAUAGUCAGGCAAAUGAAUUUCAGCCCCGAAAAAGAAAAGAAGAGCUACUGCUGCUGCACUGUUCUGUAAGGAACGUCAUAUCGACUGACGAUAUAUGGUGUGUACAGAAUUGUAAAGUGAUGCAGAAUUACAAUUAGGGCCUACAUCGCAUUUGAAACUGGUAUUGUUCCACUUGACUGGCCAACUUUUUAGAUCGUUGUCGUUGUUUUUGGUGUGUAUUACAUACGUGUAUUUCCUUAGAAAUUAAAUCAGUGUUUCCCAUGUUUUCCUUUGAUUUGUAAAUUUAUGCCUUUUAGACAUUGUACAGAAGCCCUAUGUUUGCUCUCUGCGGGGCUGUAGUAAGGGUUAUGCAGAUAUUACAAAAAGAUUAUCGCUUAUUUUGAAAAUACCCGCAGUGUAUUAAGGUAGAAACUACAUUUCUUUAGCAGCCUAAAUGUGUGUAAGCAGUCUACUGUUAAUCUGCUGUAAAUUAUGCAACUUGAUUCCAAUGCAAAACGUUGGUUUUUGAUACAAAGAUGACGCUCUGUGUUUCAUCCUGCACUUCCUAUGUGUCUGGUGGUAUCCAUUCUUGCGAAUGUAGCAGGUUCCACAAGUGCUGCUUCAAAACCCAGUUGGCCACAAUUUUUAGGUGUGCAGUAUUUUACUCCAUUGUACUCUACACUGUGGAAGUUUCAGUAAGUGUGCACACAUCCGCUGCACGAGCAGUCACAUUGAAAUAUUUUCUAUUUAAUUUUUAUAUAGUCAUAUUUCAUUCACUGAAUUUUAUUGAGGUGAUUCACUACAUCGAUUCAGCCUGGCCUAAUCAGUGUCAGUCACUGUGCCACAUUUGAUGGUGCUGCACUAUUACCAGUGCACAUCAAUCUAACGUCCUACAUUUUUAUAGUUGGUGCUGAAUUUUACAUAUAAUUUGAUACUUUAAGCACGUACCCGUUGUGUACAGACAGCAUAUUUAGUGAGAGCAGAGUUGUUUGUAUAACUAUGGUGCCGAGUCUUAGCUUUUAGACUGUUAUCCUUUGAUGUGAAUAAUCAUUUGGAAUUCCUUGUUCAUAAAACCGGUUGUAUAUGCAAUUUUUGCAUUUAUCUUGAAUCGUUCUUUUCUACAGUAGGCUGUUAGUUUCUGCGAGGAUGUCAUCUCUGUUUUGUGACAGAACCAUGAAGUAUGGUACUUGUUCAUGGAUAUAUCAAAAAUGAUUCAGUAUGUACCUACAUUCGGAUUUAAAUUAAAUUUUGAGCCAUCAUAUGUACUUAGUGGUUAAAAGCGAAACUUCUUUUUUUCUAUGUGUGGGAGUGCACUGAAAUCAUGUUUAAUUUGUGAUAUUUACCGUGAAUGUAAAUACAAGAGUGAAGUGAGGACAUAAUUAAUGGCUGGUAUUGUAAAACAUAUAUCUAUCUAUUCACAGUUACUAUAGCAAACAAAAGUCCUACUUGUGCGAACAGAAUGGUAGGAGGUUAUAAUGUGUAAAAAAGGAAAAAAUCAGGUUGGGUCCACUUUCGAAAGUGCUUUGUUAUUUUUGUCUGCGUAUAUAUUCCUAAAGUGUUGCACGUUUUGUAUAUAAUAUGAAAGUAGACAGCAGAACAAUUUGUUGAAAAUGCCCUGACUUUUUUAUGCGUGAUUAUUUAUUAAUUUGUAACCUCCUUUGCACUGCAGCCACAUACAGUGAAUCCGUCUGAUUUUGUAGGUAUACAAGGAAAGGGUUGUACCAUAUCAGAUUUUGAAUAUGAAAUGAUUUUUAAAAUUUAGAACUAAAUAAAUCAUUUUUACGUUCUUGUGGGAGGUGCAAUUUGUAAUGGGCUUUAUGUGAGCCAGUUAACGCAGUUGAGGCUGGGAAAGACUGGUCUGAUACUGAAAACACAGCAGUGAUGUAACUUGAAUUGUUGUAGCUCUUUACUGCUGUAGUCCAGCACUAGAAGUGUUGUUUGUAUGUACAUAUUGAUUGAGCUAGUCAGAUUUUUAGGUUUUGCAUUGAAUUGUGAUAUUGGGUUAAUUUAUAAAUAAGUCUUGAUGAAGGAAAAUGAUUGAAAUAUUUUCCUACUUGCUACCAAAGAGAACUGAACUAAUAUUAGUAUAAUGUUGCAUUACAUACUUUAAAAGGUUUCUACAAUAUUAUGUUGCUGAGUUAUAAUAAUUUAUUUGUUAAUGUUAGGAUUUCAUUGUAUAUAUAUUUUUUAUUGCCAGAUCUUUAUGUAAUGCAUUGUCAGUUGAAUAAUUGAGUGUAGUUAGCUUCUUCCCUUUGCUGCUGUUUCACAUGUUAAGAGCUGUUCAUGAGAAAAUACUACAAACAGGAUGAUGCCACUAAUUAACUAGUUGUUUUUUUUCUGAUCUUCUAGAUCAAAAACUUUUACCACAGUGUUGAGUUCUUGUAACUAAACCUUUUCCAAGCUGUCUACUCCUGGUGGCCAAACAUGGGGACAUGUGGAUUUAUAUAGCUUAUUAAUGAAUCUCUAAUUUGUUUUGUGUUGGUAGAGUUUUAUCUGCAAAAGAGUGAAGGAAUGGUCUGUAUACUCUAUAGUUGGUACAGAGUUUUAUAUCAAAACUUUCUUCUGACUAGCUCAGGACUGUCAUUAACAAUUAACGUUUUGUAAAGUUAUUUCCAUAUCAUCUUUGCAGGUUAAUAGCCUUGUUAGCUCAACUGCUGUGUUGUCAGUAUUCUUUUUUCCAACCAAAAUAAGAACAUUGUAUGUAAAUAGUAGUGAAAUGUGUUGGAUAUUACUGUAAUAUUAGCCAGCAUAAAUUAAUGUGGACUCAAAAUCUACAUGUUACUUUGAUGAUGGCAGAAUGCAUAGAUUUUUAAUUGUGUAACAAAGAACAAAGUAUGUUUUAAUACAUGGUUUUUAUAAAGUU
This is a messenger RNA of Schistocerca cancellata (South American locust), 3496 nucleotides long. It is a transcript of the gene Rap2l, whose product is annotated as ras-related protein Rap-2c. The coding region runs from base 178 to 723 and encodes 181 amino acids. Lineage: Eukaryota; Metazoa; Arthropoda; Insecta; Orthoptera; Acrididae. Gene Ontology annotation, molecular function: GDP binding; GTP binding; GTPase activity. The transcript has a single exon. The record is from RefSeq and is a predicted model, not a curated record. Gene Ontology annotation, biological process: Rap protein signal transduction; negative regulation of cell migration. Gene Ontology annotation, cellular component: plasma membrane.